Molecule: messenger RNA, 6804 nt
Organism: Zootoca vivipara (common lizard)
Lineage: Eukaryota; Metazoa; Chordata; Lepidosauria; Squamata; Lacertidae
Source: RefSeq, a predicted model, not a curated record
AUGAUAAAAGACAUCAGGCAGACACCACAGUUCCAAUACAAACUGAGCAAUGACUCGGCUCCCAUUCAAAACUGGCACAUCAUGCAGGAGCCAGGACUACCCACCCAGGAGAAGACCCUGGUGUGGUAUUUGGAUGGAGAGCUGUUGGACAGUGACCCUUUUGUGACUGUCCACCUCCGAGAGUGGAGCACUAAAGCUGUUGACAGGAAUUUUGGCUUUGCUAGCAUAGCCCUAGGAGCUGCUUCUGAAAGACCCAGAACUUUGAUCAACAUCAAGAACCUGGCACUGAGGGAUGACAAUCUGAAGCCAACUGGGGAUUCUGAAAUGGAAGACCUGGUUCCAAAGGAAACAGAUCAAGAGGCAACGCCAAUGUCCACACCCAAGAAAGUGUUGGUCGACAAGAAGCAAGUCUUUCAGGUGCGAGUUGGAAUAAUAGAGUGCCGGCAGCUGCAAGAAAACAACAUCAAGCCGGUGGUCAAAGUCUCUAUUGGGGAUUACGUGUUCAGGACAAGAAUUAAAUUUGGGAUCAGCCCCUACUACAAUGAGGUUGGUAUUCUGUUUGUUUUGACAUUCGUUCAGACUUUUGAUGAGAGACCUAUGGAACUAUUUGACCAGUUCAUUGACAUCCAGGUGCUGAACUCCAAGGCAAUACGGGCCGAUUCCCUCAUUGGGGUCUUCAGGAUUGAGAUCGGGCUUGUGUAUGAAUCUCCAGGUCAUGCUCUGAUGGGCAAAUGGCUGAGCCUCUAUGACCCAGCUAAUCUCAAUGCCGGACUAAGGGGCUACGUGAAAGUUAACCUCUGUGUCCUUGGAGCUGGCGAUCAAGCACCGGAUGCAGCCCUUUUGCCAGACAGUGGCAAUUUGGAGGCCAACAUCCUGCAAGCAGCAGUAAUGCCAAGAGUACCCAGAGCCAUGCUCCAGCUCUUUGUAUACCGAGCAGAAGACUUGUCUCCAAUACAGAGCGACCUGAAUGUUGAUCCCACUGGCAGUUCAGUUGACCCUUCUCUGGAAGUUGAUUUUGGAGGGAAACUGCUAAAGACCAGAGCUGUGUUCAGAGACGCCAACCCUGUGUGGAACCAGGUGAUGUUCUUUCCUAUGCAGAUGCCUUCCAUGUGUGACCUAAUCAAACUCAGUGCUCUUGAUGGGGAACAAAAUGAAGAUAGCAGUGUUCUGGGGACAGCAUUUCUCAGCCUUUCCCAGAUCUCUUCAGCUGGGACUGACUUGGGAAAGAAAUUCUCAGGCUUCCUGCCGUGCUUCGGGCCAAGCUUUGUGACCCUCUACAGGACCCCACCAGAGCUCAUGAACGAAGAGGACAAUUUAGAGAAUGUCGGGAGUGAAGGGAUGAUUUACCGGGGAAGAGUCCUAGUGGAGCUGACUAGCUACAUGGAGUCGGACCCCGUUCAAAGAAUAGAAGCUAUUCCUGAACCAUAUAUUAAAAGAAUGGAGCGCUAUUUGCCUCAAAUCCGGUAUGGGUUAUGUGUCAUCUUUUAUUCAGCUACUAUGUUGGCGGAUAUCAAGGAGCAGAUCCAGUUUGAGGUCAGCAUUGGGAACUAUGGCAACAAAUUUGAUGGGACUUGCAAACCUUCUGCCUCAACCACUCAGUACAGCCAUGCUGUGUAUGAUGGUAACCACUACUACUACUUGCCAUGGUAUGACACAAAGCCCAUGGUUGCCAUCACCUCAUUCUGGGAGAACAUUAGCUACAGAAUCACCAGUAUGAAUGCCAUGCUAUUCAUUCACGACAGGCUGAAGAAGAACCUGGACACUCUUAAAGCCAUCAGCACUCCCAAAGACCCAGUUGUGGGUACUGUUUGGAAAACGCUCCAGAAAGAACUGGUGGAAGACUGCAAGAGACCUCUUCCUACCUGGGAACCCCCAACAGUCCCUACCAUGCUGGAUCUUCAGCUGAGGAAGCUGCGCACCCAACUCCUCCUGAAAACCAGCAAGGCUGCAGAGAAAACAAGCUGGAAGACGCCCCUGCAGAAACUGAUUGCCAAAGCAGAGAUUUGGCUGAACAGGAUCGCUUCAGUCACUUCCGAGGCCCAGAUCAGCAUUCCAGAUGUCAUGAUCUGGAUGCUGUGUGAUGACAAGCGGGUGGCCCACACCCGUGUCAGGUCUCAUACAAUCAUGUUCUCCAAAGCUGGCCCCCAUGCCAGGGGCAGGAUGUGUGGCAAAACCCAGACCAUCUUCCUGCAGAGUGCACAAAACACAGGAGAGAACGCUCCCAUUCCUGCUGUGCUGCGGGUGCGAAUGUGGCUUGGAAAGCUGGCUGAUAGUGCAGAGUUCUUGAAAUGUUGUGAAGGGAAAAUCCUUAUCUACGCUGAGACGUAUGAAAAUCAAAAGAAGACCCAUGGAAUAUGGGGGACCAGGGACAUGAUGCAGCACCCCGCCUUUUCAGAUGUCACUGGGCAGGUCAGCCUUCCCAAAGAAAAGUUCCAACUGCCUGUGGGAUGGCAGUGGGAUGGCGAGUGGGUCGUGGAGCCCCAGAGAAGGCUCCUGCUGGACAAAGAGACAAACCACACCGAAGUGCUAGAGGAAGUGUAUGAGAACCAGAUCCGGCAACCUGGGCGUCGAUGGAGACCGGCCCCAGUCCCUUAUAGCAAUGCCAGUGGUGCUCCUGCCCCUCCAAAGGAAGAGAUUUUGUGCCCCCAAGGCUGGCUCUUUGUAGAAGACUGGAAAGUGGAGGAGAAUCGAGCUGUGGACGAUGCUGGUUGGGAGUAUGGCGUUGCUCUCCCGCCUGCAGAGUUCCCUUGUUGUUGGAACGCAGCCGAGAAGACCUACCACACCCACCGGCGGCGGCGCUGGCUCAGGAAACGCUGCCGGAACCUGGCCAGCGAGAACCAAGAAGGAAAAAUGGCCGCCUUCCUUCGGCUGCACUCUGAAUUAAAGCUGAAAGAAGAGACUUGGGAAUAUGCUCCACUCCAUGGCUGGAGGUUCCACCUGCAGCGACAUCCCAGCGACAUCUUUCGCCGGCGAUGCUGGCACAGGAAGCUCGUCCCAAUAUCGCCCAGCCGUGUGCCCUCCAUUUUUCUCCUGGAGGGUUCACUGUUGCGCUGCUACAUCUACCAAGCAAGAGACCUAGUUGGAACUAGUGCUAAGAGUUCUGCAGAUCCUUUGGCCCAUGUUUCCUUCCUUCACAUGAGCCAACAUACCCAGACCAUCUCUGGCACGCUGCACCCCUGCUGGGACCAGACCCUCAUCUUUGAAAACAUCUUGAUCUAUGGAGACCCUCGAGCAACUGAGCAAGAGCCACCUGUGGUGGCCUUGGAGGUCUUUGACUUGGACGCAAGUGGCCACUCCAAUUAUUUCAUGGGAAGGAGCUUGUGCACCCCAAGUGUGCACCUGGAUCUCAGCUCACGAAGACAACCCCGCCUCAAGAAGUAUACAAUCAUCAAAGAUCAGGAGGAUUCCGGUCAGCUCCUGGCUGCUUUUGAGCUUUUGUUGGACAAGAAGGAUGGAUCCUUAGGAAAGCUUCCACCGCCUCCAUGGAAGGAUGGGACAUACAUGAUCCCUAAAGGAAUCCGGCCCAUCUUAAGGCUGAUGGCCAUUGAGAUCCUGGCAUGGGGCCUGCGGGACAUGACGACCUACAAUCUGCUGGCCAUCAGCAAUCCAAGUCUCAUCAUAGAGUGUGGAGGAGAAACUCUUCAGACACCAGUCAUCAGGAAUCUCCAAGAGUACCCCAAUUUCCCCAUCAAUAUCUAUCUCAUGAAAGUGUACCUGCCUGUGGAUGAAGAUUAUGCGCUUCCUAUCGAACUGAAGGUGAUAGACCACAGAGAGUUUGGAUUUAAGCCUGUGGUGGGCCAAGCGACUGUGAGAUCCAUGAGCCAGUACUACUGUGACCCCUGGGCAGAAAGGAAGGCCCAUAAUCUCCCUGUCAGAGCCAUUGCCAAGACAAAGAGAAAGAAGGGACUGGGCAAAGCCUACAAGGCCUGGUUCUGGAAAAGGCCCUUUAAGAAAGAAGAGAAGGAGAUGGACGAAGAGGAAGAGGAGGUGGACUGGUGGAGCAAGUACUACGUGACUAUGGGAGAUCUGUCAAAGAGUGGACAUUACUUGGAGAAGGGCUUUGAUAGUUUGAAGAUGUAUAACUGUGAACUGGAAGAAGUGCCUGAAUUCCAUGGCCUGCAGGAUUUCUGCCAGACCUUUCAGCUGUACCGAGGGCUGCUGAAAGAUGAUGACCCCAGAGUGGGGGGUCAAUUCAAGGGGCUUUUCCGGAUCUAUCCUCUACCAGAAGAUCCGAAUGUCCCACCCCCUCCACGCCAAUUCCAGGAACUUCCCGACAACGUCUGCGAGACAUGUCUGGUCCGGAUUUACAUCAUCCGAGCCUUUAACCUCGAGCCAAAGGACAACAAUGGUCUGUGUGACCCCUACAUCAAAAUCAAGGCAGGGAAGAAAAAGGUUGGAGAGAGGGAGGAGUAUAUUCCCAACACUCUGGAGCCCGUCUUUGGGAGGAUGUUUGAAAUUAUGUGCAACAUCCCAACAGAAAAGGAGUUGAAGAUCUCAUUCUUUGACUUUGACAUGUUUUCCCCUGAUGAUGCAAUUGGAGACACCACCAUUGACCUGGAGGACCGGAUCCUGUCCCGCUAUGGAGCCAACUGUGGCCUUCCGCAGUCUUACUGCGAAGGUGGCCCCACCCAGUGGCGAGACCAGCUUCUUCCAAGCCAGCUCUUGGAGAAUUAUGCUCGGACCAAGAACAUUCCUCAGCCUGAUAUAAGUGAAGAUGGCAGCAGAGCCACUUUCCGAAGCAAGAUUUAUCAGCUGUCUGACUUUGAGACUAAACUACCUUCACAUGGCUUCCUGGGGCCUCCAAAAGAGCGCAUGGCUCUCCACCUCCUCCACACCUGUGGGCUGGUGCCUGAACACGUGGAGACUCGUGGCAUCUACAGCGCUACCAAUCCUGGGAUCCAGCAGGGGAAAGUGCAGAUGUGGGUCGACAUCUUCCCAGAAAACAUAGGAGAGCCAGGACCUCCUUUUGACAUCACCCCAAGGAAGCCCAAGAAGCAUGAACUUCGCUGCAUCAUCUGGAACACCAAAGAUGUGGAUCUGGAAGACACCAACAUCUUUGGAGACAGGAUGAGUGACAUCUAUGUGCAAGGGUGGAUGGAUGGCCUGGAGGAAGACAAGCAGAAGACAGAUAUCCAUUACAGGUCCCUGACAGGAGAAGGCAACUUCAACUGGCGCUUUGUGUUUACCUUGGAGUACCUGCCCAUGGAGCAAGUCUGCGUUCUCACCAAGAAGCAACAUUUCUGGAGCCUUGACGAGACCAUGCACAAAGUGCCUCCCAAGCUCAUCAUCCAGAUCUGGGACAAUGACAAGUUCUCAGCUGACGACUUUAUAGGAAUCCUGGAGCUGAACCUGAACAGCAUGCCUCAGCCCGCCAAGCGUCCCCGUGACUGCACCGUGAAGAUGCUGCUGGAGGACACCAGUGCCACCACCUCCACCUCUUUUUUCCAUCGCCGCAAACGGAAACCGGUCUCCCUGUUCAGGCAGAGGGAGAUGAGGGGGUGGUGGCCCUGCAUCGUCUUUGAGAAAGACAAGCCUCGUGUGUCGGGGAAGGUGGAAAUGACCUUGGAGCUGCUGACAGAAAAGGAGGCUGAAGAGCGGCCAGCUGGGAAAGGAAGAGAGGAGCCCAACAUGAACCCAGUUCUGAAGCCACCAGAGAGGCCGGAGACCUCUUUCCUGUGGUUUACAGCCCCGCUGAAGAGCAUCCACUUUGUUGUGUGGCAGAAGAGCAAAUGGAAGAUCUUCACUUUCCUUUUCUGCGUGCUGGUGAUUCUGCUGUUUGCAGCCUUCAUCUACGCAGCUCCUGGCUACUUGGCAAUGAAGAUAAUCAAUCCGAUGGGAGGGAGACGCUCCAUAGUAUACCAAAUGCUUCCAAAGAAGAAGGAAACUCUUGGGAGGCCACCUGAAGAAGCUCCUGAAACACUGCCUCCAGUUGCCGAGACACCACUCCCAGCUCCCAAUAGGUUGCCACCCACUCCCCAAAACCUACUCACACCUCCCAAAGAAACACCCACUACUCUCAAACCACCAUCCACUCCCACAAAACCACGUAAAGCUCCCAAGAAACGACCCAAAGCUCCCAAGAAACGACCCAAAGCUCCCAAGAAACGACCCAAAGCUCCCAAGAAACCACCCAAAGUUUCCAAGAAACCAGCUCCAGCUCCCAAGAAAUCACCUCCAGUUCCCAAGAAACCACCCAAAGCUCCUAUGAAAUCACUUCCAACUCCAAAGAAACCACCCAAAGCUCCUAUGAAAUCACUUCCAACUCCCAAGAAACCACCCAAAGCUCCUAUGAAAUCACUUCCAACUCCCAAGAAACCACCCAAAGCUCCCAAGAAACCAGCUCCAACUCCCAAGAAACCACCCAAAGCUCCCAAGAAACCACCCAAGACUCCCAAGAAAUCACCCAAGACUCCCAAGAAACCACCCAAGACUCCCAAGAAACCUCCCAAGACUCCCAAGAAACCACCCAAGACUCCACCCAAAGCUCCCAAGAAACCACCCAAGACUCCCAAGAAACCACCUCCAACUCCCAAGAAACCACUCAAGACUCCCAAGAAACCACCUCCAACUCCCAAGAAACCACCCAAGACUCCCAAGAAACCACCUCCAACUCCCAAGAAACCACCUCCAACUCCCAAGAAACCACCCAAGACUCCCAAGAAACCACCUAAGACUCCCAAGAAACCACCUCCAACUCCCAAGAAACCACCCAAAGCUCCCAAGAAACCACCCAAAGCUCUUAAGAAGCAACCAUCCACUCCCAAGAAGCCGCCACUGAUUCGUAAGAAAAGACGCACCUGGUAG